GCGUGAUGACGUUUCGUGUUCUGGCGGGUAUAUCGUGUGUGAAUUUACGAGCCGAAGGCAUGGACAAUUAGUCCGAAACAAGCAGAACUCAUUAUUAGCAUUAAUUGGUGAAAUAACCCAGUGUAGCGAGUUGUUGUCGCCGUGUGAGAGUGGAGCAGCGGCGGGGACAGCAUGUCCGCGGCGGGGACAUGGACUGGGACCAACUGGAGCUCAACCCCCGGAUCAUAGCGUCCGUUAGGAAAGUGAAACUGAAGUCUUUGAGGGAGGUGUUGUGUAUUUCUGGUCCAGACCUGCAGAGGCUCACCGGUCUGUCCCGCGUUGACGUCCAUCAGCUGCAGACCACUGUUGCCACGGCCUGCAGAAGCAGCCCCCCCACCCCAGCCGUCUUGCUGCAGGAUGGAGACUCUGGUCUAAGACUGAGUCUGGGGUGUCCCGUCCUGGACCAGCUGCUGCGGGGGGGUCUUCCUGUGGGGCGGGUCAGCGAGCUGUCUGGAGAGAGCGGCGCGGGGAAGACCCAGCUGGCCUUGCAGCUGUGUCUGUCAGUCCAGUACCCGGUCCAGCAGGGGGGCCUGGACUCAGGAGCGGUGUACGUGUGCACCGAGGACCCGUUCCCGGCGCGGCGCCUGCAGCAGCUGAUCCGGGGUCAGGCGUCUCUGCGCCAGGACGUGCCCGCGGCUCUGAUCCGGUGCUCUGGGGACCGCGUCUACGUGGAGCACGCCGCCGACCUGAAGUCCCUGCAGGCAUGUCUGUCCCGCCGCGUCCCCGUCCUCCUGGCUCGCCGCCACGUCCGUCUCCUGGUGGUGGACUCGGUGGCGGCGCUGUUCAGGGCUGAGUUCCAGGCUUCUGAUUGGCUGGAGAGGAGCAGACAGCUGAUCAGCUGCUCACAUAUACUUCACACGCUGAGCCGGGAGUACAACACAACUGUUGUCUGUGUCAACCAGGUGACGGAUGUAUUCAGCUCCGAUGACAGUUUGGGUCCUGUCUCCGGCGGCGUGUCCCCGGCUCUGGGGUUGGCCUGGGCCAAUCAGGUGAUGGUUCGGCUGAUGAUGCGGCGUCUCCAGCAAACGGUUGCCCGGGGCGACCAGAGCAGCACCCUCCGCAGGCUUGAGGUGGUGUUCGCUCCACAUCUGGCCCGGGACGGGCGAGAUGCUGCAGUCUGGAGGGAAGGCGUCCUCGGAGUGUGUGUAACGGAGACAGAUGUGUGUAACGGAGACAGAUGUGUCUGAGAUGGAGACAGAUGUGUCUGAGAUGGAGACAGAUGUGUCUGAGACGGAGACAGAUGUGUGUAACGGAGACAGAUGUGUCUGAGACGGAGACAGAUGUGUCUGAGACGGAGACAGAUGUGUGUAACGGAGACAGAUGUGUGUAAUGGAGACAGAUGUGUCUG
Messenger RNA from Etheostoma cragini (Arkansas darter), 1387 nucleotides. It is a transcript of the gene xrcc3, whose product is annotated as X-ray repair complementing defective repair in Chinese hamster cells 3. Gene Ontology annotation, biological process: double-strand break repair via synthesis-dependent strand annealing; telomere maintenance via recombination; t-circle formation. Bases 189 to 1226 code for a protein of 345 amino acids. The transcript has 7 exons. NCBI's taxonomy places the organism in Eukaryota, Metazoa, Chordata, Actinopteri, Perciformes, Percidae. Gene Ontology annotation, molecular function: ATP binding; ATP-dependent DNA damage sensor activity; four-way junction DNA binding. Gene Ontology annotation, cellular component: Rad51C-XRCC3 complex; replication fork. The record is from RefSeq and is a predicted model, not a curated record.